Molecule: messenger RNA, 1562 nt
Organism: Malania oleifera
Lineage: Eukaryota; Viridiplantae; Streptophyta; Magnoliopsida; Santalales; Ximeniaceae
Product: UDP-N-acetylglucosamine transferase subunit ALG14
Exons: 7
Coding region: 347-1048 (233 amino acids)
Biological process (GO): dolichol-linked oligosaccharide biosynthetic process
Cellular component (GO): UDP-N-acetylglucosamine transferase complex
Source: RefSeq, a predicted model, not a curated record
AGAGAAGUCAAUUACAGGGAACUCUGGCUGAAUUCCAUGGAUGAGUUUGCCGAUGUCCUCUCUUUCUGAUCGUUGGAGGAUCCACGGAUACUCUGAUAGAAGAUCACAAGGGAGAAGAACAUGAAGCCCCCUUCUCUCUCUGAAUCGCCCAAUGCAUUGUCAAGUCCGGAAAUUUCUCAAUUUCAUCAUGGCUUGGAUCGGAGUAAUUCUUGUAGAAAUUAGUUCACUGCCGCUAUAGAAUUUAAUUUCGAUUUCAGCUGAGUCGGAUCGCAAAUUGCCCAGAACAGCGAGGGGAAAAUUUUGAGUGAAUUGCACUCUUUCAGAUGAAAAUUUCAGGCCUCUUGUGAUGGAGAAAGGCAGUGGCUAUUUCUUCUCUACUUGGGCUUCAAAUGUCAAUGUCAUUGUUGUUACCAUUACUUUCACUUUUAUUGUUGUCCGUAUUUUGUACGUUAUAUGUUGGAACAGCAAACCCAUUCGCACCAAAAAUCUGCAGCCACUCAGUACUCUAAUUGUUCUAGGUUCAGGGGGGCACACAGCGGAGAUGCUAAAUCUGUUGUCUGUGCUGCGGAAAGACAGGUUUACACCCAGAUUCUACAUUGCCGCUGCCACUGAUAAUAUGAGUCUUCAAAAAGCUCACUUCUUAGAGACCUCCUUGGUAGAUCAGGCAGGGGCUGGAGUGAUAGAGGAUGCACAAUUCAUGCAGAUUUAUCGAAGCCGGGAAGUCGGUCAAUCAUAUAUAACUUCUGUUGGAACAACAAUAAUUGCCCUGGCUCAUGCAUUGUGGCUAAUGUUCAAAAUUAGACCCCAAGUGAUCUUAUGUAACGGCCCUGGCACAUGCAUUCCUCUUUGUGUAAUUGCAUUCCUUUUUAAGGUACUGGGGAUUAGAUGGUCAUCCAUUUUUUACGUAGAAAGUGUUGCUAGAGUUAGGAGGCUGUCUUUAAGUGGGUUGCUUCUUUACAAGUUACGGUUGGCUGAUCAAUUCUUUGUGCAGUGGCCACAACUACAGAGACAGUACACUCGAGCUCAGUAUGUUGGUUGUCUCAUGUAGUUGAUUACUUGAUUCUAUUCUGCCACCGCAUGGGUACUCCAACUACAAGAUUUUGCAGUUUUAAUCAUAAUAUUUGAAGUUUGCUCAACUUAUCGUACUCUUUCAAAGCGUACAUUUUUGUAGCUUGGCAACUGGAAGGGGCACUGCUGGUGGAUUACUACCACUUGGUCAAAAGAUCAAUGCUGGGGGAUUCCUUUAGUUAGUGUAGGCUUCUGCAUUUCUCUUAAGGACCUCUUCCUAUUGUCAUGAAUGGUGGAUGAAUUCUGAUUUGUAUCCUUUGAGGAUGGCCUCGUUUGACCUGCUGAUCUUGUUAAAGAAAUCUGGCGCUGCCCUGACUGCUCUAACUUCUAUUCACCAUGUUUGAGCCAUCCUUUUUAUAGCUUCCUUAUUUGCAAUCUUGAUACAGGCUUCUGAAAUGUAAAAGAAUUUAAGAUUAAAUGUUACAGUGAAAACUCUCGUAAAGAUGUUUGCCGCAGGGCUUUGUAGACAUAAAAAAGGUGAUUUCUAGUUUAAA